AUGAGGCGGCAGAACAGCAGCUGCGACCAAUGUCGCAAGGGCAAGAGGGCCUGCGACGCCGGCGCCCUCAAGGACAUUCAGUUGUGUCUGGAUGCGGACCUUCAAUGGGAGGUUGAUUGGCAGAGCUUGAACGGGCCGUGCUCAAACUGUUCAAAGACGCGGAAAAUGUGCACAUUCAAUUGGGCCCGGUCACAGCAGGCCCAGCUCCGGGUCCAACGGCAGUCUACUGAGAAGAGCGCCGGCACCGGCGCCCUACCGAGCCGGAAGAGGGCCAAGUCAACUCACAAGAGCAACAACAACAACAGCAACAACAACUCAUCGGUUUCGCCCGCGUCUCAAGGUCUGAGUGACGCCCAGCUCGCGGAGCUCCAGUCGCUGAUUCCGGAUCAUGUCGGAUCCCUCAGCAACGAGAUGCCAAGCGCGCACACCUUUGCCGCAAACGACUUUGGACUGCCCCCCGACUUAUUCACGCUAUCCCCCGCCGACGAGCAACUCACAUUCGACCCCACCGACGACUCGUUGCUCCUCUUCCCGGGCCCCUCGUCUCUGUCGGCGCCCAGCUGCUUAUCGGAUGAGUUACCCGGCUUUGACGACGCCGCCGACCUCGUUUCCAUGCACGGCGCCUCGACCAUCAGCCUGAGCCCGGACCCCACCACCGAGGCCACCACGGGACACCACCCAAACGCUCGCAAGAGGACGUGGCAGCAAGGCUCCAUGAACUCCGCACCGUCCGGCGGCGGCGGCGGCGUCUCAGAGUACUCGGCCACGCAGACCAUGAUUGCGCGGACGAACCAGGGGCUCAUGACGGAUAAUCUCAUGAAGCUGUAUCACGACGUCAUGGAGGGCGCGCUUUCGUGCUGGCUGGUGGAGCAGAAUUGCCCGUAUCUGAUGUCCCCCUCACAGCUGGAGCGCUCGAGUCUCAGCGACACGCAAUGCCAUGACGCAACGCAGAUUCAGCUCAACCUGCCCAACAGGAUAUACCGACGGGUCUUCAAGCUGGAUCAGUCUCUCGUCUCGCUGGGGUUGAAGCCGCUCAACGUAUCCGAAGACCGGAGGGCCACGAAAGCGCUGCACCUCGCCAUCAUGGCCUUCACAGCGCAGUGGGCCCAGGGCAGCCAUCGGAGCAAAGCACGGUACCAGAAGCCGGACCCCUUUGGGGCGUCGUCCAUGACGGGACCCGGCGGGCUGCUCGAACAGGAGGAAUUCGACACGGCGCUCCAGAUAUCCUUUUGGAACCAGGCGCAGCGGUGUCUGGACGACUGCGCCGGGGUGGACUCGUUCAAGGUGGCUAUGGCGGAGCUCCUCUUUGGCUUGACGCAAAAGAACAAGGACCCGGAAGAUAUGGGAUGGGACUACAACAAAGUCGGUCAGAAUCAAAUGGGAUACGGCGGCAACGGUCACGACUGGGAGACGUGUACGAAAGAAAAGGUGCAGACGGCGUUGGACGAGGAAGGCUACUCAAUCUACGUCGAGCGCGGCGCCCGGCGCCUCCACGUCCUCAAACGCCGGUCGGAAAAUUUCGAGAGGCGGAAAAGAGCAAGGGCACGCGGCGCGGGCGUGGGCGCGGGCGCGGGCGCGAGGGACGAACCGAGCUGGGCGGGUUACGGGGAGGACGCGCACGCGGAGGACAAGGCGACGAUGAAAAUGAUCUUUUGGCUCGCCAUCAUGUUUGACACGCUCUCGUCCGCCAUCUCCGACAGGCCGCCCGUCGUCUCGGACGAAGACAGCCGCGAGUCAAAGAAGCAAGACGCAACAACAGCCAAAGACGAAGACGACGUUCCCGCGGUGGCGGCAGCACCAGAAGAAGGCUGGAACGAUUAUUUCAUCAUCAAGCGACACCAGAAACUAGCCCCCCUGCGCUGGCCCUGCCCCGACGAGAUAUUCGAACGCGAGCUUCGGGACGCGGCCCCCGUCAAAGUCCUCCUCUUUCGCAAAAUCACACGCAUCCAAAGCCUCUCGUCGCGCGGGUCCGCCACUCCAAAGGCCAUCGAGGAGGCCAUCCAGGACGGUCUGGCCGUCUACCGCCACUGGAACAUGACGUACGGCCCGCUGUUCCGGGACUGCAUCGAGCACCACGACGCGCUGCCCUCCAAGGUGCAGAGCUGGUACAUUUGCCUUCUCGGGCAUUGGCUCCUCGCUGCGAUGAUGAUGGCGGACUGCAUCGCGCUCGUGGACGAGCAGGGGCUCAGCAGCGCGUCCCGUGCCGCGGAGCGCGGCCAGACGGGGUUGGUUGGGGGUCUGAGGCGGGCGAGCGUGCGGGAGGCGUCUGAUCUCGCGCGGGCGGCUACGCCGCAACACGAUGAUGGUGGGCUGGGCGUGCUGUUGGAAUUUCAUCCGGCGGUCAAGGAAGGGGCUUUGCUUACGGAGCCGUGGACCAUGGUUUUGAUACGGUCUUUUGCGAUGGCGGGGACGUUGCUGCUUGAGGAGGCGGGGGGUUUGGGGUCAGGGGACGAGAUGAUGUUGGAGACGUUGGAUCGGUGCGAGGAUUGUGUCAAGGCGUUGUGGUAUUUGGGUCGCAAGUCGACGUUGUCACGUCAAGUUGCUGGGAUCUUGGGCGGCGGCUUGCUUGCGGAACGGGCCAAGGCCUUGAGUGUCGAGGGGAUGGUUGGGAGUCGGGAUUCCUGGAACGUAUUUGGACCAGUUGAGAUUCUGUAG
Molecule: messenger RNA, 2655 nt
Organism: Colletotrichum orchidophilum
Lineage: Eukaryota; Fungi; Ascomycota; Sordariomycetes; Glomerellales; Glomerellaceae
Product: C6 zinc finger domain-containing protein
Exons: 2
Coding region: 1-2655 (884 amino acids)
Biological process (GO): regulation of DNA-templated transcription
Molecular function (GO): zinc ion binding; DNA-binding transcription factor activity, RNA polymerase II-specific
Source: RefSeq, a predicted model, not a curated record